AUGCUAUUUGGUGUGCGGUUGGCGAGCGAAGUUUAUCCGCCAUGGAAGCAGUCCUAUAUUGACUAUGAUGGGUUGAAGGAGCUUUUGAAGGAGGACGGGAAGAGCUGGAGUGAGUCAGAUGAGUCCCGUUUCACUGAGGCGUUGGAUAAGGAACUUGAGAAAGUUUACUCGUUCCAGAUGAAGACAUACCAUGAGAUCAUGGAUCGUCUCAAUGCUUUGGAGAAGAGUACCAACACUGAGGAAGGGUUGCAAAAUCUGGACACAGAGCAGUUUCAGAGGACUUUGGAAGAGAGUUUAAGUGAAGCCAAUGAGCUGGAUAAUUUCUCCAGAUUGAAUUAUACUGGAUUCAUGAAGAUCGUUAAGAAACACGACAAAUUACACCCCAAGUAUCCUUCAGUGAGAUCAUUGCUUGAAGUCAGGUUAAAGGAACUUCCAUUCCACUCUGAAGAGUAUUCACCUAUUCUUUACCGCAUUUCUUUCUUGUACAACAUCCUGAGAUCUAAUUUCAAUACUGUGUCUACGUCUCUUGCUAGUGUACCAAAAUUAUCCAGUGUGAAUGAGAAUGACGAAUUAGAUGUUUCUUUCAAGAGUUUCAAAUUUUGGAUCCACAAAGAUAAUUUGAUGGAGGUCAAGACCAGAAUUUUAAGGCACUUACCUGUGUUAGUCUAUGCUUCAGCGCCUACGGAAAAUGAUGAUCUUAUUGAUAGAUUCGAGUCUGAGGUAAUGAACGCAGAUGAGCAUGUCCAAUCUUCUGAUUCAGCAAGUGACAACAGCUUCGACGGUAUUCAUCACCAGCACAAAUCAUAUGAUCCUGUCAUCACUACUAUAUAUUUUGACAAUGAGUUUUUCGAGUUGUACAAUAAUAAACUACUUAAGAGAAAUUGUUGUCCUACGUUGAGACUGAGGUGGACUGGUAAGUUCUCUGAAAAACCUGACAUCUUUUUGGAGAAGAGAAUGUUUAUCGAGAAUAAGGAUACUGGAAAUUCAGAUUUCGAAGAAAUCAGAUUGCAAAUGAAGCCGAAAUUCAUUAACGGUUUUAUAUUUGAUGAUGACAAAUCCUACAAGAAAAAUGUGUUAAGAAAAUUAACCGAGAGCGGCACACCAGAAUCAGAACUAAAAAAAAUUGAAAAUAACUUCAAUGAGAUACAAAAUUUUAUACAGGAGGAAAAACUAGAACCUGUCAUUAGAACUACAUAUACCAGAACGGCUUUCCAAAUUCCAGGUGAUGAUAGAAUUAGAAUCACAAUCGAUUCUAACGUUACUUAUAUUAGAGAAGAUGCAUUCGAUAAAGAUAGGCCCAUUAGAGAACCAAAAAACUGGCAUAGAACUGAUAUUGAUAGCAAUGUAGCAAAUCCUAUGAGAUUCUUACGUCCUGGCGAAUACAGUAACUUCCCAUAUUCAGUGAUGGAAAUCAAAAUCAAAAAUCCAUCGGCUAAUUUGUCAUCUGAAUCUAAUAUAGACUUUUCAGGAGUUCAAUUGCCCAAAAAGCACGGGGGCUGGAUUCAGGAACUAACUAACUCGCAUUUGGUAAAGGAAGUCCCUAAAUUUUCAUUAUAUAUUCAGGGUGUUGCUGCACUGUUUGCCGAAGAAGAAAAACUUGAUAUUUUACCAUUCUGGUUACCAGAGUUGAACACUGAUAUUCGUAAAGAUCCAAAACAGGCAUAUGAAGAUGAACAGAAGAAAAUUAAUAAACAGAAGGACAUACAUUCUAAGAUUGAGAGUAUGAGGAGGCUGUCUAGAGUUCCGAAACCAAGCUCAGAUAUUACUAGUUCAACAGUUACCGAGGUUUCAACAAAUCGUGCAGCAGACUUAGAGGAUCAUGAAUCAUCUGAUGAAGAAGAUAGUCUGUCUACAAGAGAAAGAAUAACUGGUCAAAAAAAGAAGUCUAAAACAAAAUUGACAUUUUUACAAAUUCUAGGUGCUGGCAGGGACUCCAAACUGAUUGGUGUUGAUUCAGAGGAUGAAGAAAUUGAACUUCCCGAAGGUGUCAAAAAACCGACUAGCUACAUAAAAAAUGCGGGACCUGUCAAAGUCGAAGCCAAAGUGUGGCUUGCUAAUGAGCGUACCUUCUUGAGGUGGUUAAGUGUUACUGUCUUGUUAAGUGUCCUGACUUUCUCAGUUUCAAACUCAGUAAGAAGGGCUGAAUUUCCGAAUCUUGCGAAGCGUUUGGCAGACUUGUACUUUGCAGCUACUGUUUUUACUGCUCUCUGGGCUUAUUACUCAUAUAAGAAACGGUUGAGAAUUAUAAGUGAGAGGAGUGGUGAAUACUUAGAUGCUCCAUUUGGUCCACAAUUGGUGGCAUUUUUCUUAUUCUUUACACUAAUUAUUAAUUUUGUUAGUGUCUUCCGCGAGACUGGGAGGAAACAGGCCACUGCAGAAGUUGAUUUAGAGAGCCUACAUCCUCAUCUAGAGUCGAUAUUUAAUUUUGUCUAUAAAAUUGUCAAGGAGUAG
This is a messenger RNA of Nakaseomyces glabratus, 2451 nucleotides long. RefSeq names its product vacuolar transporter chaperone (gene VTC2). The record is from RefSeq and is a predicted model, not a curated record. Gene Ontology annotation, cellular component: fungal-type vacuole membrane; vacuolar transporter chaperone complex. NCBI's taxonomy places the organism in Eukaryota, Fungi, Ascomycota, Saccharomycetes, Saccharomycetales, Saccharomycetaceae.